This is a messenger RNA of Alnus glutinosa, 1542 nucleotides long. RefSeq names its product BAHD acyltransferase At5g47980-like. Lineage: Eukaryota; Viridiplantae; Streptophyta; Magnoliopsida; Fagales; Betulaceae. The transcript has a single exon. The coding region runs from base 130 to 1398 and encodes 422 amino acids. The record is from RefSeq and is a predicted model, not a curated record.
AAGUAAUCAUUUUGAAUCAUCUGAAAACAAUUAUCGUACAUGAAUGACUAUAAAUUAAGGACCAACAAUUAGAUGAAGGAACACCACUGAUCAGUGUUUCCGAUCUCAUUGCAUGAACAAAAAGCAUUAAUGGAGAUUAAAGUUGAGAUAAUCAAGAGAGAGACAAUAAAACCUUCGUCUCCAACCCCACCUCACCUUAGAUGCUUCGACCUCUGCCUUAUUGAUCAGCUGCAGCCCGCAUCUUUCAUAUCAUUGCUUCUAUUCUAUUCUAAUAACACUGAUCACCCUCCUCUUACCCAUGUCAAAUCUGCAGAAAUAUCCCACACGCUAAAGGCAUCAUUAUCCGAAACUCUUACUCGCUUCUACCCACUUGCCGGGAAAGUCAAAGACAAUGUCUCAAUCGAGUGUAGCGACGACGGAGCUGAUUAUCUGGAAGUUCAAGUCAACUGCCGUCUCUCAGACAUUCUCGAACAACCUGAACGGAAAUUGCUGCGCCGAUUUCUUCCCAAAGAGAUUGACUCCAGCUGUCUGUUGCUAGUUCAAGCUAGCUUCUUUUGCUGUGGAGGAAUGGCCAUUGGGGUGCGCGUUUCCCGCAGGUUAGCCGAUGCAUCCACGGCUAGCAUGCUCAUCCAAGCCUGGGCUGGCACGGCUCUUGGGUCUGGUGAGGCAGUUCUGCUACCGGAAUUUGGCGUGGCAUCUCGGUUACCACCCAGAAGAGAGCUCUCCGCCACGCGCUCGGUGAAUGAGAAGAGUGCUGUUUCAAGGAGGUACGUGUUUGAUGCAUCAAAGAUUGCCACUCUCAAGGCUAAAGCCGCCAGUGGUAGCGUUCCGCAGCCCACGCGCGUUGAAGCCGUGUCAGCUCUCAUUUGGAAAUGUGCGAGGACGGUGUCAAGGCCAUCUAAGCUGGUCCAAAUAAUGAACAUCCGCAAAAGGGUAGUGCCGCCGUUUCCUGAAAGUUCUUUUGGGAAUCUCAUGUGUUUGUUUGUGGCGAAAACAGGGGACAGGGAGACAGAGUUGCAGGGUUUGGUUAUUGAGUUGAGGAAAGGGAUAGAAGCUUUUACUGAAAAUUAUGCAUCAAAAUUUCAAGGAGACGAAGCUUUUUCGGUGUUUGGGGAGUCUUAUAAAGAGAUUGAUAACCUUUACGCAGAGAGUAUUCACUUCAUUGGCUUCUCAAGUUGGUGCAGAUUUCCUCUGUAUGAAGCUGAUUUCGGGUGGGGAAAGCCCACAUGGGUAACUGUUGGUGAUUUGGUGCACAAGAAUUUUAUUGUGCUGCUGGAUACGAGAGAUGGCGGCGGAAUAGAAGCUUGGGUGACUCUUAGUGAAGAAGAUAUGGCGUUAUUUGAAUGUGACAAAGAACUGCUUGAAUUUGCAUCCUUGAAUCCAAGAGUUAAGAAUUAAAUGAUUUCAUUUCAUCUUCUCGAUCUGGAUGAUUAUAACUAAUAUUCUGCUUGUAUGAUCCAAUUUCCUGUUCGAUCUCAUAGCAUUUUUGAAAAAAAUGCCCAAUUGAAAAUAAAUGUUCUCCUCUUUUUUCUUUUUUUUUUU